Molecule: messenger RNA, 1428 nt
Organism: Aspergillus lentulus
Lineage: Eukaryota; Fungi; Ascomycota; Eurotiomycetes; Eurotiales; Aspergillaceae
Source: RefSeq, a predicted model, not a curated record
AUGAAUACCCUCGAUACUGUCGUUACUCCCGAGUCCACGAUCAGUCACAUUUCGCUUUAUGAACAGAAACAUACUAUCAAGGACAUACUCAUCCCGAGUAUGGGCGUCACGUAUCUUCCCUCCCAGUCCAGAAAGAAACAGGAUGUGCCCUUACCAUACACAGCAUCGCCAUGGAAAUUGCUGUGGGCUGACAUCCUUCUUUUCCUACGGAGUCUCUGGAGCCUGCCAGGCAUAAUACUACCCUUGACGCCAUGGAACUCUGGAGCCUUGGACGAACUCUAUCCGUCCAAGGAGAAUUUAUGGGACAUCGUCGUACAUAUAUUUCUAGCUGUCUAUCAGCUCAUCUUUCUCUUGUCGCUGCCUGUACUGUUUAUUCUUGCCUUUCCCGCGCUGGGGAUCGGAAUUUAUAUGACAGUCGCUUUGACUUUGAAUUGGGUAGUCUGCCGAUUUGCCUUGAAUGGGAGUGCCAGGAUUUUGCAGUCGCAAGUGCCUGUCGAACAUCGUCCGGAACACGACCGUGAGCACUGGGUCUUCAUUAAUGGAGUCGGAGCCGGACAUCACUGGCUGCAGAGCAAUCUUGACCGGCUGGCAUAUACAUUCGGCAGAAAUAUUACCGGUGUUCACAAUCCAACAUUCAAAAAAAAUUGUAGAACGGGGAUCGUUUUCGAUAUCAUCGAGUGCUUGAUCCAAAGGAAUUUCUCCUACGCCACCUCGGACGUGAGGGAUGCGUAUGCGAUCAUCAAGGAAGACUUGUUGAAUCCAAAAUACAAGAAGGUGAUCCUUAUUCUUCACAGCCAAAGUGGAAUUGAGGGAGGCUUGGUCAUUGACUGGCUUCUGGAUGAGAUGCCUCGAGAGUUGCUGCAGGAUCUCGAGGUUUAUACCUUUGGUAACGCGGCGAACCAUUUCAACAAUCCGUUUAAAUCAUUGUCUCAAGCUCAUCGGAAUGAAGCUGAAGGCGAAACUCCACAAGUCAGCCCGGCAACAAUAGGGACAAAGACCAUUCGUCGAAUUGAGCACUAUGCAAACUCCAAGGACUUUGUUAGCGUCUGGGGAAUAUUGAACUUUGCCAAUAUACCUAAUCGAUACAUGGGACGAGUCUUUGUGCGGCCUGGUUCCGGUCAUCAAUUCAUCCAGCACCAUCUGGAUACCAUGUUCACGUUAGGGAAGGAUAUGAAGACCCUGGACACGAACGAUUUCAUGGAGAUGGAAGUGGAAGUCCAACCAGAUGACUUACAUAGGCUAAAAGCAGACGGGACAGGUACUGAAGACAGGGUUGACCAUCACGACAUUGACAUUCCAUAUGAUGAGAUGAACGCAAAUGUCUCAUUACUCCAGUCAGAUGGCUCUUUCAGGAGGAAGAUGAAGGUCAAGGAGCUUAGCCGGCUGUGGCUCUAUCGAAACGGUGCAUCACCAAUAGACGGGUCCUGA